Molecule: messenger RNA, 1641 nt
Organism: Mesorhabditis spiculigera
Lineage: Eukaryota; Metazoa; Nematoda; Chromadorea; Rhabditida; Rhabditidae
Source: the annotation of a GenBank genome assembly
AUGUUCCUCAGAGGCGCUUCUUUCAUCAAUACGUUGAUAAUUUUAACGUGGAAUUCACUUAGCAUCUACGGUAACCCGAUAGAUAACGGACUGAGCAAAUCGGUUGAUCUACUUCUGAUUCUCGAUGGAUCUGGAUCAGUUGGGGACGAGACUUUCCAAAACCAGGUGGCGUUUGCCAUGCAUCUUGCUCAACGCCUAAAUAUCUCGGAAGCCGGAAGUCGGAUGGGACUUGAAUGGGCGAUCCAACGGAUACCGUUUCUUUCUGGGGCAACCAACACAGGACAAGCGUUAAAAUUCGCCUUAUCAAAAGGAUUUGAUGGCGCACGCGGUGGCAGCGUUCCGAAGGUGGCAGUCGUAGUUACAGAUGGGCAAAGUCAGGAUGAUGUGGCAUCGCCUUCUCAAUUGCUUCGUGAUGCUCACGUGCUAGUUUACGCCGUCGGGGUGACCAAUCUUGUCAACGUCCAUCAAUUGCAUCAGAUGGCCGGAAAUCCACAACGUGUUUUCACUGUCGAAUCUUUUGAACAGCUGGACAAGACGUUAGCUGAUGCCCUGACCUGGGAUAUGUGCAAAACAGAAUUCCGUAUAUACAACUCGACCACAGAACAGGUGUAUUUAGGACCGGGAACGCCGGAUAUUAUUUGUGGGCCAGAUCGAAUUGGCGUGCGUGCCUCGACGAAAAAACCUUUUGACGGAUAUGUAUUUGUGAUGGAUCAUUUUCACGAAGAAGACUGUAGAGCUGGCCCUGAGAAAUUUAUGGAUCCGCGAUCAAUUGGGAUUACCGUACCAUUUUCUUCUUGUAACGUGCAUCGGUACCGUUCGUUAAAUCCACGAGGCAUUUUCGUCGAAAUGACAGUCGUUUUUAUGUUUCAUAGCAUGUUUAUGACAAAGGUGGAUCAAAUGGUGAAAAUCCAAUGUUUCUAUAUGGAAUCCGAGAAAACGGUCAACGUUCCGCUGUCUGUUAGCAUGUUAACGACACAAUUCCGGGAAAAAGUAUACCAGAUGCCGGUUUGUACCUAUACUCUGCGGAAAGGAGCCCCGGACGGACCGAUUGUUCGAUACGCUAGCCUUGGAGACUCGGUUUUUCAUCGCUGGGAAUGCCUUGAAGUCGAAGAGAAAGAUACGUUUGGGAUGCUGGUUCAUUCCUGCUAUGUCGACAACGGUUAUGGCGAUAAAGUGGAUGUGCUUACGGAGAAUGGGUGCGGACUCGACGCGAUUAUAUUGGAGACCCCGGAUUAUGACAGCUCGUUGAGACUGGCAACCAGGCCAUAUCAUGUGUUCAAAUAUGCCGAUCGGCCUGUCCUCCAGUUUCAAUGCCAGAUAACAUUGUGCAUUAAAUAUGGUGGUGGAUGUGAUGGUGUCACUCCCCCCGUUGGAUGUCCGAAUUUAACGGCGCAUCUACACAAUCAUGCGCAUGCUCAUAUGCACUCGGUCCGAAGAAAACGAAGAGACAAUGGCGUUGGUACCCUUGACGUCUUUACUGAAGCGGUCACGAUCUUGGAGGAGCUUCCGAACUGCAUGACUCUGGCCAGACCGAUCGAUAUGCGAUUGAUCGUCGCGGUUUCCGUGGGCAAUGUCCUAAUCUUCCUGAUCAGCGGGCUAUUGUGCAUCCUUUCUCGUCGUCGUUCGAUUGCUACAAAACUU